UUUGUUUUCUAUUUUCAAUCGCAGUUCGGAAGUUUGUUUUUUAUUUUCGAUUAAAAUACGCCUACCGCGAAAAGCAGCAGCAGCUGAGCGCAUUGUUUACGGAAAUCAGUCGCCGAAUUAAUAAUACAAACGAGUGAGAAAACAAAAAGGGAGAUGGGAAAUGCCAGCGGCAAGCGGGAGACCGAUAAUCUCUACACGUCGGAUGAACUUCGUAUGCUAGAAUAUGCCUACAGGAAUGCGUCCGGCGGAGCUCUUGAAAAACUGACCCAUGACAGGCUAAUUGAAACUUGGUCGCAAACCAUCGAACGAUCGCUAGCUGAGAGUACGGCUCAAUUUCUGUUUACACCGACAAAGCCGGGUCAGCAAUGUAUCAACAUACCUCUGAAAAAAUUCGGAGAGCCAUACUAUAUCAUGGAGCGUGGAACCAUCGAGCAAAAGAUGCAAAUGCUUUUGGGUUCCCUGGAGAAAGGUGGAAAUGACACCUUCAAUUGCAAGCAAUUGGAGCAAUACAUUUACUCGGUCCUCAUGACCUACAUUCACUUAGAGAGCACUUCCAAAACAUCCGGCAUCAAGGAUUGGCAGGAUCUUGGCUUUAAUACCACAGAACGAUCAGCAUGCAGUUUUGCUAAGGGUCUGAUGCGAAAUCUGGGCAAGGAACUGGAGCAUAAUAUGCCCAGUGAAGUUCUGGAACGUUGGCUGCAUGUCACUCCACAGUUUUUGCAAAUCUGGCGUGAGGUCUUCAAUCAGUUGUAUUCCCGCCAUGGGGGCAGCAAACGCAAUAUAGUCAAGGAAGUGCAGAUACCCAUACUGCCAGAACUGUGUGAUGCCCCGCAGAACAGUCAUUAUCGCCCAAUCAUCGAACUGCCGCAUGUCCUGUAUAUCAAUGCUCAAUUGCCUCGUGAGCAUCGCCACAAAUGGCGCUUCCUAUUCUCAUCGAAAAUCAAUGGAGAAAGCUUUUCAACAAUGCUGGGUAAAGUAUUGGACAAGGGUCCCACGUUGUUCUUUAUUGAGGACGAGGACCAAUACAUAUUCGGCGGUUAUGCGUCUGAAUCUUGGUCACUGAAGCCACAAUUUGGCGGCGAUGACAACUCAUUGCUGUACACCUUAAGCCCGGCCAUGCGGUGCUUUACGGCAUCAGGCUAUAACGAUCACUAUCAGUAUUUGAAUUUGAAUCAGCAGACAAUGCCGAAUGGUCUGGGCAUGGGCGGACAAUUUGAUUUCUGGGGUCUGUGGAUUGACUGCAUGUUUGGCGAUGGACAGAGCGUUGAGAGCUGUACCACAUUUAAAGAUUAUGUGCAGUUGAGCAAACGUAAACAAUUCAAAAUACGAAACAUGGAAGUGUGGGCCGUGGGAGACUUGCCCGUGAAAGAUGAGGACGAAGAAGGUGGCGGCGAGGGUCAGAAACGCUCAGUGCUCGAUAGCAAUUUGGAAGAUCGUGCCAUGCUGGAAAUUGCCGGCAAGAAAAUGCAUUCAGAUGGAUUACGCGAACCCGGCAUGGACGAUUGAUAUUAUAUGAAAAUAUUCAGAGCAAUAACAUGGUUCUAUCAUGUUCAAGAAUUUACAAUACCAUGCCCGUUUUGGGUGUGCAGUUAAAAUAAUUCAAUUUUUAUUAUUUUCCUUUAGUCCCUAUAAAAAAACACACACACAAAUCAAAUCAAAUCAACAAGUCCUGCGAACAUACGAAAAUGAGUAUUUGUUCAAUCCAUUCCUAUAAUCGUUUUUGUUUAGCUAUUAAUAUUUCUUAAAUAUUAUAUAUACAAUGUAUAAUGGAUAUAGUUUUUGUGUAAUACUGAGAGUAUUGUUGUUGCGUUUUUAAACAAGAUCGAAAAGUGUGAAAAUAAAAUCAUUUAAAAGAUGGUAACUAAUAAGCAAGCAUAAUAAGCAAUGUUAAA
Molecule: messenger RNA, 1892 nt
Organism: Drosophila serrata
Lineage: Eukaryota; Metazoa; Arthropoda; Insecta; Diptera; Drosophilidae
Product: MTOR-associated protein MEAK7
Biological process (GO): response to oxidative stress
Cellular component (GO): nucleus
Source: RefSeq, a predicted model, not a curated record